Mesocricetus auratus (golden hamster) is the source of this 862-nucleotide messenger RNA. RefSeq names its product intraflagellar transport protein 20 homolog. NCBI's taxonomy places the organism in Eukaryota, Metazoa, Chordata, Mammalia, Rodentia, Cricetidae. The transcript has a single exon. The record is from RefSeq and is a predicted model, not a curated record. Gene Ontology annotation, cellular component: Golgi apparatus; intraciliary transport particle B; centrosome. Gene Ontology annotation, biological process: intraciliary transport; centrosome localization; protein localization to cilium. Bases 149 to 547 code for a protein of 132 amino acids.
GUGGGCGGAUGCUGGUGGUUCUGGUGUCGGCGUGACGUGGGACCCAUAGGUCCUGUAUCCGUGGCAGCGGCCGGUCGCGGUUACCGGAGAGAACUUUCCACCGACAGCCAUCUGGGCCGCAGCGCGCCUCCAAGACGGGUCGGCAGCUAUGGCCAAGGACAUCUUGGGGGAAGCAGGGCUGCACUUUGAUGAGCUGAACAAGCUUCGGGUGUUGGACCCAGAGGUUACACAGCAGACCAUAGAGCUCAAGGAAGAGUGUAAGGAUUUUGUGGACAAAAUUGGCCAGUUUCAGAAAAUAGUUGGUGGUCUAAUUGAGCCUGUUGAUCAGCUUACGAAAGAAGCAGAGAAUGAGAAGAUGAAGGCCAUCGGUGCUCGGAACUUGCUCAAAUCCAUAGCAAAGCAGAGAGAAGCCCAACAGCAACAACUGCAAGCACUAAUAGCAGAAAAGAAAAUGCAGUUGGAAAGGUAUCGAGUUGAAUAUGAAGCUUUGUGUAAAGUAGAAGCAGAACAAAAUGAAUUUAUUGACCAAUUUAUUUUUCAGAAGUGAACUGAAAUUUUCUUAUUUAUAGUGGGAAGGUAAAAAAAAAAAAACACCACAAACAAACAAAACCUCUGUACCAUUCCAGUGACUUGACUGAUGACCAAGUAUGUAAUGGCAGUGUGUAAGGAGGCAGUAUUCCCAUCUGGGGUACCUCUGGGGCAGCUGUAAACAGUACCCAGCCACUAGUGGCAGGGCAGCACAGGGCCUCACCUCUUGCAUUCUCAGCACAAACUAAGCAGCCUGUAAAAACUUUGACCCACUUUUUUUUUUUUUGUAAAUUCAAAAAGCUCUCGAUGAAAAGCAAUAAAUACCAUUUGCAAA